Messenger RNA from Seminavis robusta, 486 nucleotides. The record is from the annotation of a GenBank genome assembly. NCBI's taxonomy places the organism in Eukaryota, Bacillariophyta, Bacillariophyceae, Naviculales, Naviculaceae.
AUGAUGUUGAAGGGUCUGUUUCUAGCACUGUUGCUAGUGUCUUUUCUGCACGUUGGGCAUUGUAGUAGUCCCAUUACAGAUACACUUACCCCUGAUACUGGUGAUACAGAAGAUGGUCCGGAAACAGCAGAGACCGAGUCGGAAGAAUCAUGUGGCACGGUCUCAUCUCGGUGGGCAGAGCCAAACAUCAUGCAAGUCUCCAAAAUGUGGAAUUUCAAUGCAACAGCUCAAGAGCUGCUAAGGAAUCUUGGAGAGUCCCUUGCAGAUGUGGAUCAUUGGAAAAAUGAUCCAUAUGAAGUCGUCCGAUACCUACACAAGUGGGACAUGGAUCCAUCAGAUGCAGAAAAGCACUUUCGAGGAAUGGUAGAAUGGAGACUUCAAAAUGAUGUUGAUACCUUCAUGGAACGAUAUCGAGAGCCACCAGCCGUAUUUCAUUAUUUUCCUCUCUUCAUGCUGGAAGGAUUUGACAAGGAAGGGGAUCCAAUU